Messenger RNA from Aspergillus puulaauensis, 819 nucleotides. Its product is annotated as DUF3632 domain-containing protein. The transcript has a single exon. The record is from RefSeq and is a predicted model, not a curated record. Bases 1 to 819 code for a protein of 272 amino acids. Lineage: Eukaryota; Fungi; Ascomycota; Eurotiomycetes; Eurotiales; Aspergillaceae.
AUGGUCGAUAUAACAGACGAAAUAUUUGCGUCUCGCCUUACAAUCCUUCGGGACUUGUUCGCGGACAGCAUAUCCGCGCCAACAGCCGCCAAACAGCUCGCUGAGGCCACGUUACUUGACGAUACAACGCUCGAGGACAGUCUCGGCCGUCUCUGGAAGCUAGUGGUCGCCCUCGCAUGCGAAAAGCCCGAACACCAAGACAAACUCGUCGAUGUCCUCGUCGACCUUUCCGAGCUCCCCAGCCCCGAAGCAGAACAGGGGCCAGGGCCCUUGACCAUACACGAGAUGGAAGUCUGGAAGGACCUACCCAUGCUGGGAUGGAGCCUCCGCGAUUACUAUAAUAUCUCCGUCAAUCCGAACAAAAACGCCGAGGAGCAGCAAAAGGCUAUCUCUCAGAUCAUCAACAUCAGCAAAUUCGCUGCGCUUCUUACGGCAACCGAUGAGGAUAUCUUUGCGUCCAACUCGUGGUUUGCUCUGAUUACCCUCCGCGCUGCGCUUGAAUCUCCGACGGAACGGAGGCCUAAGGCGGAACCGCUGGAGGCAUGGAUUCCUGCCGCGGCUGCGUGGAUUGAGACUCUGGGCGUGGAGAUCUAUAACUGGGAUGAAGAGUUCGAGUCUGGGCCUAAAGUCGGUUCAAGAGGAAAGGGAGGGCCACUGUGGGAUGGCAAACAUGGCUUCUGUAAGGGAAGAUGGAAGCUUUGGCGGGAGAGAUUUGGAGAGAUUGCUAGAACAGAGGGUGAACUCGGAGAAGAUGUUAAAAAGGCAGCACAAGAUGCGGAAACAAUGAUGAAGGAGAUUGAAGCUGGGGAUGUAGAGUGA